Messenger RNA from Postia placenta MAD-698-R-SB12, 402 nucleotides. Its product is annotated as carbohydrate-binding module family 13 protein. The transcript has 5 exons. The record is from RefSeq and is a predicted model, not a curated record. Lineage: Eukaryota; Fungi; Basidiomycota; Agaricomycetes; Polyporales; Adustoporiaceae. The annotation marks the transcript as partial.
UCAUGCCUCCCUCCGGAAUUUCCAUCCGGGACAUACAUGAUCAAGAAUGUCAACUUUGACACCAUGUACAUGUCUGCUUAUCUAGACAGUCCUGCCAUUGGAAACCCUGUGCUUGCAUUUGGCUUUAUUGAGCCAGAAGACCCGGCGCAGUUUUGGACCGUUAGUGAGCAGGACAAUGCGUACACUAUCACCUGUGCCGGGACCGGCACCAGUCUUGAUGCUAAGGGCGGGGACGACUGGAUUGGUCAGAGCAUUGUUACGGACAACAUUCUACGGACCUUCAACUUAUAUGGCACCAAUGGCCAAUACCAGAUUCUACUCACUGACAGCAACCUGGCACUCACGCUCGCCACCAGUAUCUCAUCGGACCCGCAGCAACUCUGGUCCUUCGAGCAACAGUAG